UGUAAAUGUUCCUCAACUUCAAUGGCCUUUCAACACCGCCAUCUUUUUAUAAAUAACUCCAGCGGCCAGUCCAUCAUUUACCGACCAAAUUCCAAAUCAUUUUAACACUACACCUCACCAAUUUACUUCAUCCACCAACAAUGGCUAUGGCUUUCAAGAUGGCGACGACUGGGAUGUGGGUGACUGAUGAGUGCAAGAAUUCGUUCAUGGAGAUGAAAUGGAAGAAGGUGCAUAGGUAUAUAGUGUUCAAGAUUGAUGAGAAGUCCAGAUUGGUGACCGUUGACAAAGUCGGCGGCCCCGGUGAGGGUUACAAUGAUCUUGCCGCAUCGUUGCCGGACGACGACUGCCGAUAUGCUGUGUUUGAUUUUGAUUUCGUCACGGUUGAUAAUUGCCGGAAAAGCAAGAUCUUCUUCAUUGCAUGGUCCCCAACAGCAUCAAGAAUUAGAGCAAAAAUGCUAUACGCAACCUCCAAAGAUGGGCUGAGAAGAGUCCUUGAUGGGAUCCAUUAUGAAGUCCAGGCCACUGACCCAACUGAAAUGGGCUUUGAUGUGAUCCAGGACCGGGCUAAAUAGAAUUAAAUUAUUUAUUAAUGUAAUCAUUAUGCCACUUGCUUUGUCUUUAAUCAAUAACUUCCACCAGAAGUGCUUUUUAAUUUCUUGUUAACUUUCCACUAAUCUCAUGUAUUUAUAAUAAUAAUAAUAAUAAUAAUAAUAAU
This is a messenger RNA of Mangifera indica (mango), 715 nucleotides long. Its product is annotated as actin-depolymerizing factor 5. The coding region runs from base 141 to 572 and encodes 143 amino acids. Gene Ontology annotation, molecular function: actin filament binding. The transcript has 3 exons. Lineage: Eukaryota; Viridiplantae; Streptophyta; Magnoliopsida; Sapindales; Anacardiaceae. Gene Ontology annotation, cellular component: actin cytoskeleton; cytoplasm. Gene Ontology annotation, biological process: actin filament depolymerization; actin filament bundle assembly. The record is from RefSeq and is a predicted model, not a curated record.